AUGCAUAGCCGGUGGAAUGGCUAUGAGGAGCGGAGUCUCUUGGGCUGUGGUGUCUACCCUCUUCGACGCACAUCCGGGUUCACACCUGCCGGCCCUUCGGCACGUAUGGAUGAGGUGGUUGCCGAUGCCGGCGAAGAGGAUGAACAGCAGGAUAUCGUGGAUGAGGCACUGUAUCUCUUCAAGCCUCAUUUGCUGUUUCGGACAUUUCCUAUCAAGGGUGCUGGAGAUCGGGUUAUUCUUUAUGUGACAAUGUAUCUGCACGAGUGCCUAAAGAAGAUUGCAAACGCCAAACGUGAAGAGGCGAGUGCUGCGUUGCUCAAUUAUGCCACUGUAUCGUUUGCUAUUCCUGGAGAUGUGGGUUUCCGUUUCAAUGGAUUCUUCUUGGUUGGGGAUCACGCGGAACGUGAAGAAUGGGAGGCCUAUGCGAGGCAACUUCGUGUAGAGGCUGGCUUCCGUCUAGUUGAGAAGGUUUUUAUGUUUCCUGAGAAGGAUGGAACAGGGAACAAAUUCUGGAUGGCCUUUGCAAAAAGGCCGUUUCUGCCAUCUGAGUAG
Trypanosoma grayi is the source of this 552-nucleotide messenger RNA. RefSeq names its product ARP2/3 complex subunit. Bases 1 to 552 code for a protein of 183 amino acids. Gene Ontology annotation, cellular component: cytoskeleton; Arp2/3 protein complex. Gene Ontology annotation, biological process: Arp2/3 complex-mediated actin nucleation; regulation of actin filament polymerization. Lineage: Eukaryota; Euglenozoa; Kinetoplastea; Trypanosomatida; Trypanosomatidae. The transcript has a single exon. Gene Ontology annotation, molecular function: actin filament binding. The record is from RefSeq and is a predicted model, not a curated record.